Molecule: messenger RNA, 1218 nt
Organism: Anoplophora glabripennis (Asian longhorned beetle)
Lineage: Eukaryota; Metazoa; Arthropoda; Insecta; Coleoptera; Cerambycidae
Exons: 3
Coding region: 89-442 (117 amino acids)
Source: RefSeq, a predicted model, not a curated record
GAUACAUUUCGUGUGAUACGGAUAUUAGCCGCGCUACCCUCGAGUGUGCCCUGAGUCGAGUCGAUUUUGUUUUGUGAUACGGGAGAAGAUGAAUUGCACCGUGCUGAAAGUGGUCGCCCUGCUCGUCGUGAUUUUCGGAGUGCAACACGCCGUGGCUAGGCCGAACAACAGGGUGAAGAGGGUGUCUGAUUCUCACUUGGCAGACCUAGAAACGAAGAUUGCGCUGAACAACAAAGUCAAAGGGUUCGCAAUAACUAUGCCUGUUGGGGCCGGCAGAAUAGAUCCCCUAAAAAUUGGUAGGAGGCGCAGGUCCCAGUCCAGAUUCCUGGACGUCCUCUUCAACCAAUCGGAAGAGGACAACGGCGACCCCAUCCCCAGGGACUACAACGACUUCCUGUACAACUACAACAGGGACUACAACUACUUACAGAGCCUACACUAAUGAAGCGUUCGGGAGCCAAUCCUGUUUAUCGCAAUUAAGAUAGUUUAAUGUGUGUAAUUUCCGCAGGAAAAGACAGAGAUCUGUCGGAGAUUGCGCCGGGGCAAGAAAAAAGCGUUCAAGGUCGGAGUUGGCGCGUAAGUCCAUCGCGAAUGCGGUAUGGACGAGGUAUUAACACUUCUAGUCAUUUUUCCUUGCCCCCCGUAGGUUUAAUGAUGUCAGUAUUAUAUCAAAGUCUAGUCCAUGUAUUUAUUUCCACGCGGCUCGGCGUUCCGUCGAAUAUUUUGUGGUAACUGUAGGGCCGCUUUAAGUUAUUUUCCAUUCUGUCAUAUUUCGUAGGUUAGUCGAAUUUCGUAGGUUAGGUCUUCAGGUUUCUGAAAACAACGUUCGGAGACGGCGGUGUGAGCAAAAUUUGAGAUUGUAAUAUUGUAUCCUGGCACAAGGAAUGUGCGUUAUUUAGAACUUGCAAAAUAUAUUUUUAAAGGUUAAGAUUGAAUUGUUGUGACUUUCUGUGAUCUUUUUAGAGGUGUGUAUUUUACAGGACCUGAACGCCUAUAUACCGAGUGGACAAGGAAAAAAUAACCUCUGUUAGUGAAAAAAUUCUGCUGUGGCAGUCUUAGAAAAGUGACUUUUCUUCUUAUUAAUCUACCAGUGAUUCAAAUGUAGCGCGUGAGGGGUUUGUUUGUUUGUCCGCUCCAUGUAGGGAAAAUUUGUAAAUAAUUUAUUGAAUUUUUUCCAGCCCGCAAGGCCGUUAUUUAUUUAUAUUUUAACGUAUUUGU